This is a messenger RNA of Chenopodium quinoa (quinoa), 1035 nucleotides long. Its product is annotated as protein FAR-RED IMPAIRED RESPONSE 1-like. Bases 1 to 1035 code for a protein of 344 amino acids. Gene Ontology annotation, biological process: regulation of DNA-templated transcription. The transcript is spliced from 3 exons. Lineage: Eukaryota; Viridiplantae; Streptophyta; Magnoliopsida; Caryophyllales; Amaranthaceae. The record is from RefSeq and is a predicted model, not a curated record. Gene Ontology annotation, molecular function: zinc ion binding.
AUGAGGAAGGUACCUAAAAAGGUUGGAACUCAGUUUUGUAACGAAACUAAGUUCUUGAAAAAGCUAAGUGCAGUAGUUAGGGAUAGAGAAAUUGAUCCCCAUGUAUUUGUUGAUGGCUGGAACAGUGUUAUGGAGGAAUUUGACCUUGUAGAUCAUGAGUGGCAUGAACAGGAUGAGUUGAACAGGCUUAAUAAAUAUGAGCCUCAAUUGGUUACUCAUUUACACUUGGAAAAGCACGCUGUUGUUGUUUACAGUCGUGCCAUAUUUUAUGAUUUUCAAGAAGAAUGCGAGGCAGCCUGUUUCUCAUGUGGUGUUGAAAGUUGUAGUUCUCUAUAUGGAGAUGGUGUGGAGUUUCCUGUAAUUGUUGAUCAUGAGAAAAGGAAAAACUUUGAUGUAAAUUUUGACUUGGCCACAUAUGAAUGCAGUUGUACUUGUAAAAUGUUUGAGAGUCAAGGCAUCUUUUGUAGACACAUUCUGUUUAUUAUGAAAGGCAAGUCUAUACGUGAAAUUCCUGAUCUUUAUAUUAUGAAUCGUUUGAGAAAAGACAUUCUGAAGAAAGCUUCAGGCAUAAAUGUUGUUCUGGAUGAUGCUUCUAGGUAUGAUAAGAAGAAGCAAUUGGUGAGUGAUGUGUGGUCCAAGAUUUUCAGUUGUGUGAGUUUAUCUGAGCAAUCUGAGGAUGAUUUAUCUGAGCUUAUUAGGACAUUAUUUUCAUUUGAGGAGCAGAUGCUGACAAAGAAUAAUUCUGAAAAUGCAACUAGUUCAAAAGAGGUGAAAGAUGCUGAUAUUCAGGUUUUGGUUGGGUCAAAUGAAGUAGAUGUAAACAUCUUGCCUCCAAAUCAGUAUCUUAAUAAAGGUUCUGCCAGAAGUUCAAAGUGGUUGAAGAGUGCAAAAGAAAUAGCUUCUGAAGAAAAAUCCAAAAAGGGCAGAACCUGUAGAGCUUGUGGGCAAUCUGGUGUAUACUGUCCAAACAAUUAUUAUAAUACUUGGAAAUUUAAAGAUGUUUUGGAUGAUCAAGAUAUACUGAAGAAAUGUUAA